Molecule: messenger RNA, 1912 nt
Organism: Schizosaccharomyces octosporus yFS286
Lineage: Eukaryota; Fungi; Ascomycota; Schizosaccharomycetes; Schizosaccharomycetales; Schizosaccharomycetaceae
Product: protein phosphatase 2C Ptc4
Exons: 1
Coding region: 350-1624 (424 amino acids)
Biological process (GO): protein dephosphorylation
Molecular function (GO): cation binding; protein serine/threonine phosphatase activity
Source: RefSeq, a predicted model, not a curated record
CCUUGGUUCAGUACUUUUUCUUAUAAACAAGUCUUGCAAUUUCAAGUAAAUCAUUAAUAAUUGAGGAUUCGUUCUCGAUUUGUAAAUACUUACAGCUUGAAUAUUCUUCUUUAUCUUGCGGGAUCCUUCUGAAAGAAAAGGAUCCCUAUUUGCUGCUCUCUUUCUUUGGCAGACACGGUGUGUCGUUUCUCCUACGCUUUUUACCUAGACUAUUAUUAUCUGACUGCAUGCCAUAAAAGUUGAUCUCGCUUUCAUUUUCAAAAAACAACUUCUUCGUUGAUACACGCAUUCUUCUACUCGGUUUCUAUCUAUUCAGCGAUCUGAUACACAAAUUUUACAGACCCCUCACAUGGCGAGCUUCCUGAAUGCAAAUCGGUUUCUGCAACGGUCAGCUUGCUUGCACCCAAGCUUUCCAUUCAAGGCACCGCGUGGUUUUGGGAAAUGUACAACCAGAAAUCUAAAACAAUACUACACUCCUGCUUCUGGACCCUACCUUCGGGUCUCCAUGACAAAGGCUCCUCAAAGCUUAGGUCUUUGUUCUGCUCGAGGUGAUUCUCUUGAAAAUCAGGAUCGCCUGUCGUUUGGCUACCUGGACAAGCUUAAGGCCCCUAUUUACUUGAACGACGAAGACGCUCCGGUACAGUCUUUGGGUUCCAAGAAUUCCUCAGAAACUAAUUUCAGCAAGGGGUCGGGACUGUUUGGCUCUUUUCCAAACUUUGAUAGUCCUUUUGUUUAUGGAAUCUUUGAUGGUCACGGCGGUGUUGAAUGCAGUGAGUUUUUGAGUAAUCGCUUAGGACAUAUAAUAGAAAAACAAGAUUUUUCACGCGCUGAAGAACUGCUUCAGGAAGCCCGCUCCUUGGGCGGCUACAUGUCCUCUUUGGAACCACCUUUUUCUCUGGCAUCUGUCUUAAAGUCUCGCGACGAGGAUAUGAUUUGGAGGGCUAGACUUUAUUAUUCCUUUUUAGAAGCUGAUUUAAUUUAUUUAAAGGAGCAUGCCAAGCUCUCUCCUGAUCGUGCUGUUCCCGGUGCCGUAGGAACGGUAGUCGUUCUUACUUCAAAAAAUAACAAGUCGUAUUGGGAAAGCGAUAGCUAUACGAUUCAACUUGCUCAUGUCGGUGAUACACGAGCUAUUCUAUGUGAUUCCCGUACUGGGCGAGCACAUCGCUUAACGUUUCAGCAUAAUCCCGCUGACUUUGAAGAAUCGCAGAGACUCCGUCAUUACAAUGUCGGAUUUUCCAGUGACUCUUUUGGUGAAAAGCGAUAUGCCUGGGUUGCAAACACUCGAAGUUUUGGUGAUGGUCUAAAAUUAAAGAAGCUCGGUGUCGUCGCUGAACCACAGCUCACAUCCAUACAUUCUCUAAAAGAUGACUGGUCUUUUUUGACUUUACUUUCCGAUGGGGUUACCCAAGUGGUAUCUGAUGAUGAAGUAGUCGAUAUCAUCAAAUUAUCCGAAUCUCCUCAGGAUGCUGCAAAUAACAUUAUUAGAUAUGCCCAAAAUGUCGGCUCUGUAGAUGAUAUUACCUGUUUGGUAAUUCGGUUACCUGGUUGGAAAAAGCGUACUAUGAAUGACUUUACUAAAAAUCUACGACUAGAAAAGUCUUUCUACGUACCAAGAAGGAGUUAAUCUAUGGCUAUUUAUAUGAAACUUUUCAAUAAUUUUUCCCUUUCUCUCGUUUUAAUAUAUCUUUGAUUUCCAUCCUUUUCUCCUAUAUCGUUCAAGAGUUUCUUGAGUCUGUAUAUGCCAUGUCAUAUUGGCUUUCUAGUUGUUUUCCUUAUUUGUUUGGACCCACUUCUCAAUAUCCUUUAGGUUUUAAUUUCUUUGUAAUACAUGCUACAGUUUAAUCUAUAAAAGCUAUUCAAUGGAGUAACUAUUUUUCUAAUAUUUCUUAUUCCUAUUUACCGCCUUUUUCCA